GCGCGGCGGGGCAGGGGGCAGAUGCCCGCGGUGCUGAGGGCGCGGAGUGGGGCUGUGUGGUACCGCCAUGUUGUUUUCCCGCUGUCCGUCCUCUAGCCGAGCACGUCAGUGCUUUCAUGCUCUGAAGCUCAUAAAGAGGGACUGCCUUCCGUCGCUGCAUACAGCAGGAUGGGCAUCCACUGCUGCUGUGCCUCGUAUAACCACACAUUAUACCAUUCAUCCUCGGGACAAAGACAAACGAUGGGAAGGGAUAAACAUGGAAAGAUUUGCAGAGGAAGCUGAUGUUGUCAUUGUUGGAGGAGGCCCUGCAGGUCUUUCUGCCGCUAUUCGUCUCAAACAGUUAGCUGCUGAGCAGGGCAAAGAAAUACGUGUCUGUCUGGUGGAAAAGGCAUCUCAGAUUGGUGCACAUACCCUGUCUGGUGCUUGUCUUGAGCCACGAUCCUUAGAAGAACUCUUUCCAGACUGGAAGGAGCGGGGGGCUCCACUUCAUACUCCUGUAACUGAAGACAAGUUUGGAAUUUUAACAAAGAAAUCUAGAAUUCCAGUACCAAUUCUGCCAGGACUUCCAAUGGUUAAUCAUGGGAAUUACAUAGUACGUCUGGGACACUUUGUGAGAUGGUUGGGUGAACAAGCAGAAGCACUGGGUGUGGAGCUGUAUCCAGGCUAUGCAGCUGCUGAGGUUCUUUUUCAUGAAGAUGGUAGUGUGAAAGGAAUAGCAACUAACGAUGUAGGCAUUCAAAAGGAUGGAGCACCUAAAGCUACUUUUGAACGAGGCUUGGAACUCCAUGCUAAGGUCACUGUCUUUGCUGAAGGCUGUCAUGGACAUCUAGCCAAACAACUGUACACAAAAUACAAUCUAAGGGAGAAAUGCCAACCCCAGAGCUAUGGCAUUGGGUUGAAAGAGUUAUGGACUAUUGAUGAAAAGAAAUGGAAACCAGGAAGAGUAGAACAUACCGUAGGCUGGCCUUUAGACAGACAUACCUACGGAGGAUCCUUUCUUUAUCACUUAAAUGAGGGUGAACCUUUAGUUGCUCUUGGAUUUGUGGUUGGCUUAGAUUAUCAAAAUCCCUAUUUGAAUCCGUUUAGGGAGUUUCAGAGGUGGAAGCACCAUCCUACUGUAGAACCUACUUUGGAGGGUGGAAAAAGAAUUGCGUAUGGUGCCAGAGCGCUGAAUGAAGGUGGUCUCCAGUCAAUACCCAAGCUCACCUUCCCAGGUGGAUUGUUAAUUGGUUGCAGUCCUGGACUCAUGAAUGUGCCUAAGAUUAAAGGGACACAUACUGCAAUGAAAAGUGGCAUAUUGGCUUCAGAAGCCAUCUUUAGCCAAUUAACCAAUGAAAAUCUCCAGUCAAAGACAAUAGGACUUGAUGUGCAAGAAUACGAAGAGAACCUGAAGAAGUCCUGGGUCUGGAAAGAGCUGUACUCAGUUAGAAACAUCCGACCAUCCUGCCAUAGCAUGCUUGGUGUGUAUGGAGGGAUGAUUUACACAGGUAUUUUUUAUUGGCUGCUCAGAGGAAAGGAACCAUGGACAUUAAAACAUCCAGGAUCAGAUUUUGCUCAGCUGAAGCCAGCCAAAGACUGCACACCUAUUGAAUACCCAAAGCCUGAUGGAAAAAUCAGUUUUGAUCUCCUGUCAUCUGUGGCUUUAAGUGGCACAAAUCACGAACAUGACCAGCCUGCUCAUUUGACUCUGAAAGAUGACAGCAUCCCUGUGAGCAGGAAUCUGGCUGUAUUUGAUGGACCAGAACAAAGAUUUUGCCCAGCAGGCGUUUAUGAAUAUAUUCCUCUGGAAACAGGAGAAGGAUCAAGACUGCAGAUAAAUGCUCAAAACUGUGUCCACUGCAAAACAUGUGAUAUUAAAGACCCAAGUCAGAACAUUAACUGGGUAGUGCCCGAAGGUGGUGGAGGACCAGCUUAUAAUGGGAUGUAAACAGGCAGAAAACUUUUCUGUGACUUCUGAUCAACCAGCAGCUAGGUUGGAGUAUUUUCUGCUGAAGUGUAAAGUACAGCACUGAUUUGAAUGUUUCAGUUUGAGACUAAUGUGCCAUUCUCAAUUUUAGGUAUGACCAUUGCAUAAAACAGAAAGUGAGUGUGCUCUGGUUAUUCAAAUAGAACAACUUAUUUAAAUAGAACAACUUUUCAGGAGUCUUGUGGCAGGCAGAAGAAAGUUAUUCUCUGGACUAACACAUGAACUUGGCAUCUUAGAUAUGCUGCUGAAAUUCAGUGUUGAUAGGAGCCAUAGCUGAAGUCAUUGGUUUGCUGUGGUGGAAGAGUCUAGUGACUAUCCUUAAAAAAAAAAAAGAGCCUUUCUCUGUCUACCUGAAGUGCUUUACUUGUAAUCCUACCUCACAGUAGGGGAAAUACAUUAAUCUAGAAAACUGUCACUGUUUGUGUUACACAUUUUACAUAAAAGUUAGAUUUGUUUCUGUUUUUCUUCCUGAUGAUGAUGGGGAGCCCAUCUGCAAUACAGUCUGCAAGGAGGUUUAACAAAUGCUUAAUAGUUCCACCCCGUGAUGUGUGCCAGCACUUGUUUCUUGCAAGGAAUCAGGUCUGCACUAAUAAAGAAAGAAAAGGAAAAAAAAACCAAAAAA
Messenger RNA from Meleagris gallopavo (turkey), 2588 nucleotides. RefSeq names its product electron transfer flavoprotein dehydrogenase (gene ETFDH). The record is from RefSeq and is a predicted model, not a curated record. Gene Ontology annotation, molecular function: iron-sulfur cluster binding; electron-transferring-flavoprotein dehydrogenase activity. NCBI's taxonomy places the organism in Eukaryota, Metazoa, Chordata, Aves, Galliformes, Phasianidae. Gene Ontology annotation, cellular component: mitochondrial inner membrane. Gene Ontology annotation, biological process: electron transport chain.